Molecule: messenger RNA, 6695 nt
Organism: Stegostoma tigrinum
Lineage: Eukaryota; Metazoa; Chordata; Chondrichthyes; Orectolobiformes; Stegostomatidae
Gene: zcchc14
Product: zinc finger, CCHC domain containing 14
Exons: 13
Coding region: 554-3751 (1065 amino acids)
Molecular function (GO): nucleic acid binding; phosphatidylinositol binding; zinc ion binding
Source: RefSeq, a predicted model, not a curated record
GGAGGCCGUGGGUUGGAAGACGGGCACGGCGCCGGCAGUGCGCGUGCGCAGGGCUGGCGCUUUUGACAGCCAGUCCGCGUGCGUGGGGCCGGCGCGUUAACAGCCAGUGCGCGCGGCCGCUUGGAGUCAAACACAAGAGACAACAAAACGCUGUCAGAAACAGUGCGCGUCACACACGGGGUCGCCAGCGAUUCAUUUCAGCGAACAGACCUGGGAGAGAAGGAAGGCCACGGUGGAAAAAACAUGGACUGAAAAAGGGAAAAGCCGACGGCGUCCUUACACGACACGAAUCCAAUCGUUUAAGACAGCUGUUUGUCUCCAACCACCCUGCCCCCAACCGAGGGAAAAGUACAUUUUUUCCACACACUCUCUUCCCCCCCCCCCCCACCUCCUCCACCCCACCUUCUGCAGAAUCAAAAUGGAAAUUCUUGCUUGACAAGCGGGAGAACGCCGAAGAAGCCACAAUGCGGUGAAGCUGAAAGUUGCGCUGAUAUUUUAACCUGAUCUAUUAGUGAGAGGGUUCUCGGUCAACCCAGGGAUUGUGUGCGUGAAGAUGAUGCACAAGCAGCUGCAGAGGGAUGAGGUUUACCGUUGGUUCGGUGAGUUGAAUUCCUCUCAGAGAGUGGAUUUCAUUUGCGGGCUACUCGAUCUCUGCAUCCCCUUGGAGCUUCGCUUUUUGGGCUCCUGCCUAGAGGACUUGGCCAAGAAAGACUAUCAUUCUCUCAGGGACUCGGAGAUCAAAGCGAACAACGUGGCUGACCUGGCCAGUUUGACGAACAUGACCGACGAAGUGGUCCGUAGCAAACUGAUCGUCUCUUUGGCCUUGCUGUGUUCCGACAACAGGGAGGCGUCCGGGGUCCUGUACCGCACCCUUACCCACAUCGAUUCCAUCAUCAACAACUAUGGCCUUCAGCUUCACGACAGGACUGGCGACGAAUUCCUGCUCCUGUUUACUAUGGCCUCCAACCACCCUUCCUUUACCUUCCACCAGAAACAGGUUCUGAGACGGGAGUUGCUAGAGAUCCAGAGGAUUAUCGAUAGUACUUCUAACACAAGGACGGGUCCCGUCACGGCGACAACACCAGUUACAACUACAGCCAAUUGGGACACUAGUUCGGCUGAAUGCAAGGUAAUGCACAAAGUGGAAAGUGGCAUACACUGUUUGGAGAAUGCAUUACAGACAUCAGCGCAUUCCGGUGAUGAAUCCUCCCAAAAACGGCCUUCAGGCAAGCAUUCAAGAAUAAACAUUGAGAGGAUAAAUGUAAGAGGAUUACAGCACAAGAAGAAUGAGAAGACUGCUGAAUAUUACUUUGAGGUCCUGUGGUCAGAUUCUUCAGUGACUUUCAUAACCAAGACCUAUCGGGAGCUGAGAGAAUUUCUUUCAAAGCUUCCUCAAAUGUUCCCAGAUGAAAAUUUGGAAAACUCAUUUCCAGAAACCACCAACCAUGACUGUUGUUAUACAGAAGAGAAAAAGUAUUCAGAUCUGGAGCCAUAUCUCAGAUAUUUGAUAUCUCUACCAUCUCGUAUGUUAAAAAAUGAAAACAUACAGAAGUUCUUCUGCACUGCCACACCCAAUUAUUCAACUCAACACUUGAAUGCCAACUCCAUACCAGUGAUGUUACAUAAAGCUAACACAAGCACUGGUGCGCCUGUAAGGCCAAUAUGUGGUGUAGCCAGCAUCCAGUGUUCCUAUAACACAAUGCAGCCAUCAAUCCCUGCUUCUUCAUGUUCCCAUUCAGUUAGUGGAAGCUCUGCAUCAGUCACUUGGCCACAGACUGAUCCACAGAAUCCAGAACAAAUUGGUAUCCUUGACUGGCUGAAGAAGUUACGUCUGCACAAGUACUAUCCUGUUUUUAAACAGCUCACAAUGGAUAAGUUCCUUAGUCUUACUGAAGAAGAUUUGAACAAGUUUGAAACACUCACAUUAGGAGCGAAGAAAAAGCUGAAGAUGCAGCUAGAGCUUGAAAAGGAGAAGUCUGAGAAAAGAAAUAUCAACAUGGGUCAGUCACCUGUUUCCAGUGCUGGUAUUGCACGGGUCACGCCAACAAGUCAUUUUGGUCCCAUUCACUCGAUCCGCUGUAUUCCUAAUGCAGAACUCAGAGUGGAGGUAGAACAGCACAAUCGCAUGGGAACUAAAGAUAGUGGAUCUUCCUCUGAAUAUUCCAGUUCACCGUCAAGUCCAGUAGGAAUCCAGGGAAGGGAGGAGAGUUCAGACAGUGCAGACGAAAAUGACCGACAUUCAGAGAAUACAUUGGAUGUUCAAAUAAAAGAGAAACCAGCAAUGUUAUCAACUCACCCGAGCAACCUAAGUACUGGCUCAUGGAGACCCACAGCACAAGUUUCUCCAGUGCAAAAUGAAACUGGAUUGGCUCACCCUAGCCAUGUAUCUUCUGCCAUUUCCACUGUACAAUUCAUGCCAGUGAUCUCUUCAAACAUCGCCCCCAGCCGAAUGCUAAAUUCAGUACGGAAAUCAGAAAGAGGCAGUUUUGAUAUAAAGCCUAUUACUGGCAUUUCUUCUCCAAUCCAUUCAAGCUCAUCUGUUGAUCUUGGAAGCAAACUUCAUGAAGGGCCUGCCAGUAGCAUCAAAGUAGAGAAAAAGUUUGCCUCUCUUGGAGCCAUGGUUGUGGAUGUAAUGCCAACAUCUCCACUUCAGGCUUCCCAAAUAUCCACUACUGUUGUGGAAAACAGUGGGAUUCCUUCUAAAGUUGUAAAUUUCGGAAUUAGAACAAAAGUUGGACCUCCUUCCAUGGACAGUACACCUAAAACAACUCCAUUAACAUUACCAAAAGUGGACAGCAGUCCUUCCACUACUGCAACAUCUAACCCUGCGUAUAACCUUCCUCACACUCCAAUGAAACUUCUCGUCUCCUCCUCUAUUCCUACGGAACCUAUGCUGGUGGGACAAACAGCGUAUAAUAGUGUUGUACAAGUUAAAAGUGUCUCACCUGCUGUAAUAAGUGCAAGGACAGUUCCGUAUUCAGCCAACACCAAAGUUGCCUUUUCAACAAUGCAGUGUUCACCUGUAACUUCCAUCUCUGGCGCUUUCUGUGCAAAUAAUAACAAUGCACCUGCCAAUAGUCAUUCUUCUGUGUCCUUCACAAACAUUGUGAGUGUGCCAAAUUGUCCUAUCCCUAGCUCCAGCCCAACCAUCUCUUCUGUAGCUGAAAACAGUUAUAUUAACAGCAAUAAUGGUAGUGGUGGCUCAGGAAUGAAUAUCCCUAUGCAGCAGCAGCAGCAACAAACUGGGUGUAAUGUGUGCAGUUCAUGUGGCUGCAGUGGAAACUGUGGUUCAAAUCCUGUGACAAUUAACUAUGCCAAUUACUUCCAAAGCCCAUUUUCAGGGCAUUCAGUGUUAACUUUUCCAAUUUUCCCAUUCAAUCCAUUAUGUAAUAGUGGUUAUAUCAGCACCCAAUACAAUAAUGGUACUGCCUUUCCCUAUCCAGUUGUUCCACCCCCUGCUUACAAUACUGGUUUGACUCCUGAUUCCAUCUUAAGUGGGCAAUCAAACUUUGUCAUGCCUCCCAUGCAAAAUUUCCUGGGUGGUACAACUGCAGUAUAUCAGACACAAAACAUGCUAGGAAGCACAAAUGGACCAGGACAUAAAAAGAAUGGGCAUAUUUCAUGCUACAACUGUGGGGCUAAUGGACACCGAGCUCAGGAUUGCAAGCAGCCAGCUAUGGAUUCCAAUCAGCAAGGUACUUUUAGACUGAAGUACGCCCCUCCGUCUGAACGCAUGGACUCAGCAGAUUAGCAUUUGGAAAUAUGCAUUAGCAUGUAUCACAAUGUGCCAUUGAGUAAACCAAUAGCAGGUACAAAGAAAGUUGCAAAGAUGUUUCAUGGAUAUCUUGACCUGCUAAAUUAAUUUCCUGCUGUUUUUAUCCAAAGGUGCUUUUUUAAAAAAAAAGUUCUUAUACGGGAAUAGAAACUACACUACGCAUGCACUAGCUGUAAAUAUAACUCUACGUGAGUUUCGAGAUGUAUUGGCUAAAACCAGAAUCAUUAGCUAAAAUUGUGCAAUGAUAUUGCACGAAGAAAAUGAAAUGUAUCCAGAACCAUUAUAUAACUGUGGAUAUUCCUACAAACUAGAACAAAACAGCAGAACUGUUUUCCUUUUGAUAGCCUAUUAUUGUACAGCUUUACAAGAGUGGAGAAAAGGGGGAAACCUCCUGAGGGAAGAACAAGAAACUUUAUAAAAUAAUUUGCUGUUACAUUUACAAUGCAAUAUUGAUGGAGCACAGCAGAGUUGACCAAAGCGCAUUCAUUUGAUCACCAAGUUAGUGAAGACAUUUGGAAAACAAUGCUGAAAGAACAAAAAGACUCUUCCAUCUCUGAGAAGAUGCAUUGAGCCUAGAUUUGGCUGUGUGCGAAAGCUUGUAUCUGUUUUUGUAAGGUUCUUCAACUUGUAUAUUUUUAAGAAAGAGACUUUACAUGUAAAAAGACGUAAACAAAUAUUUUUUUUGUAAAGUUAGUGUGUUUUUUGUAGAAAUAUUGUCAAGUUCUCCUGAAUCAAUUUGUCAUGUUUACAAGUAUUGUGUGUACGUGUGUGUAUACAGAAGAACCUUUACACGUGUCCAUAUUUAAGGAGAACAUUGAAUAUGUCUGUAUUUAAGAUGAACAUUGAAUUAGUCCUGCAAUCUGUAACUUGGAUGAACUUGCAUUUCACACUAAGCAAAGUCAGUUUACCCUUCAGUGUGAAAAGGAAGCCUGUUGUUUUCUGUCAACAUGUGGAACAUGAAAAUUGAUGUUCACUUAUCAUCCAUAAGAAAGAAAUCUUGGUUUACUAAAGUAAAAGUUGGAAGAAUUUUACUUCAAUCACUAAGAAAUCCAUUUAUUUUGUGCUUUUUCAGCCCCAGAUUUGUAAAUACAUAUCCAUAACUGUUAGAUAUGAAGCUGUUACUAAUAGCUCAUCAUCUUGUCUCUAUGCAAAGUGAAAGCUGAAAGUUUUACACAGAACUCCACAUAGAUGCAGUAUUAUUUCCAUGUGUUUGUAUUUUGAGAAUAGUCAGUUGAAAUGUUUGCUGCAACAAAUUAGUAUUUUUACUUAACUAUUGAACUUGGAGAAUUGGCAUUUUGAACUAAUUUUUUUGUUACCUGUAGUUUUAUUGAACAGUAUGAGAGGAACAUGUUUCAAUAUGGAGAUGAAGUGACAGGAUCUAAUAUGCACCAUUACUACUUGCCUUAAUUAACUUCAAAUUAAAGCCAGUUUUCCAAAUAAAUUUUAUUACAUUAUUAUGGGAUUGCAUCCCAAGGUAUAAAGGUUAUAACAAAAAUCUUCUAGGUAGCUUUUUGUGGUGUAGUCCAUACUUCUGCUGGAGAUGAAAAGAAUAUUGUUUAAAAGUUAAUGCAGAGGAAUUGGCUUUGAAAUAAAUAUGUGGUGUGCUCAUCCAUAGCAAUGCAAGUGUUGGGUAAAUAAAAAGUUGUUUUUAUUUUGGUAAUUCCUGCACUUUCAAUGCUUUGUAAACCCUGUUUGAAUAUUCUACAGAAGCCCUGUGUAAUUUCUACACUGUGGCCCUUCAUGUAUGGUGACUGCUACAUAUCUCUGAGCACAAAUGGCAGCUCUUACCAAUCAUAUACAAGCUAUACUUAACAAUGUACAGGAAUUAAUAUGGAAUAUUGUGCUAUUAGACUUUAUAUCUGAUGUCAGCAUCAUUUCACAAGAUAACAUUGGCUUCAAAAUAAUUUGAGUUUCAAAAAGAUUGUGAUUUGGGGUUCAGAUAUUUCAAUCUUUUCCUUGCUGUUCAUAAUCCAGUCCUCCCACAGUUAUUUCUAGGACCAAAGUUAUACAUCUUUCAAGGGCUUUCAUGUAUUCUGUUGUUCAAAACCUGACUUUGAGCUUUUUUUUAAAGGAAAAAAUCGAAGAUCCUUAAUGCCCCCUCCACCCCACUAUUACAUUGACUUAAAACAUGAAUUGCCCCAUCAUCAUCCUGUCAUAGCAUCAGUGGAGCAGAAAUUUAUAGGACUGUUUUAUAAUUCUGGUGAAUAUGGUUGGGCUUCAAAAUUUAAAUAAAAGUAAGUUUGAUUAAAGUAAAUGUUGGCCAUUUGGCUUUCAAUACACAGGUGGCUUUCAAUACACAGGCAAGUUAAUGUUUCACAACCACCAGUUACACAACCAAAAGCAGAUAUGAUCAUAUGCAGCAAUCUGUGUAUGUGUCAUGAAAAUGUUUGUCCAAAUCAUGUGACUUUCUGAAAUUUGUUUGAAACUCAGAAAUUUGCUGUUCUUGCUGUCUCUCCCCAGUAAUUUCUCCUUUGUGUUUGGAAAUGUCCAGUGUGAGAACAAAUGUUUCCAUGCAGACUUCACACACCAAUUAGUAUUUUAAUUGGUUAUCUGUUGUUUAUUCAGGCUAGCGUUUUAAAAGAAGGAUAUUAAAAUAUUGACUGGAAAUAGAUUUGUGUUAUUAAUAAACUCAUAAUGAAUGAUAAGUGAAUAAAAUUUUACCAAUGUAGUACAGAUAUGCAAAAUAGACAGAAAUGUAACUGGCAUAAAACAUUGCAACUGCCGCAACACUUGAGGAUAUGUUUUUUGAAAAUUUACAUUUGACGUGAGUGCAUUAUGGCCAGGUAGUUGGGUUGAAUUGUCAAAAAAAAACGCCAUCUCCCUUAUAUAUAUUCACAUGAUCUUUCAGUGCAAAAUGUUCUGCUUACAGCUUAAUAUCAACAUUUCUUGUUAUAUUAAAGAAUAAAUGUAGAGAAAUGAA